AUGCAAGAGCGAUCUAUCUCCGCCGAGGAGAUCUCACAACACGCCUCCCUCCACGAUCUGUGGGUUGUCGUGGACAGUGUGGUCUACGACGUCACAGCCUUUGCCCCGGAGCAUCCAGGCGGCGUCAACAUACUUCUGCAACAUGGUGGACGAGACGCGACAGCAGCAUACUCGGAGGUUCACUCGGCAUCUCUCAUCAAAACUUCCUUACCAUCUCCAUGUCAUAUAGGUAGAAUUGACGCAGCCACGAUCACCAAAUCUUGGACUGCACCACUAUCAGGAAGUGCUUCACCCCAGAAGAAGGGGGGGACUCUGAAACCGCCAUUAGAGAGCCUCAUUUGCGCUCAUGAUUUUGAGUUAGCUGCAGAGAAGAGCUUUACGCCAAAGGCGUGGGCUUUUGCGUCGUCAGCGGCAACGGAUUGCUAUACCAAGGACAGAAAUCGUGGGACAUACAGGGACAUCAUAUUACGUCCUCGUAUCCUCACGAACGUCAAAAGUGUCGACCGAGCCACGACUAUGCUAGGACACAAGAUACACUAUCCCAUUUUCUGUUCGGCUACAUCGAUGGGUAAGAUGUUCCAUCCUCAGGGCGAAAGAGAGAUCGGGCGUGCAUGUAAGAGUUUGGGGAUUCCUCAAAUGGUCUCGACAAGUGCUUCAUAUUCAUUUCUUGACAUCAUGAACGCUCACAGGGAGGGUGACAAUGGCAUGACAGGGGGUGUGCCGGUGUUCUUUCAGCUCUACAUGGACAAGAACCGCGAAAAGUCCAAGGCAUUAUUGAAGCAUGUCACAGAACAAGGCGCGAAGGCAAUCUUUCUUACAGUGGAUGCACCUGUCACAGGCAAACGCGAAGCCGAUGAACGGGUCAAGGCAGACGAGAGUAUUGGGUCGCCUAUGACCGGUGUUCAGGCUCAAAACGAUGAGAAAGGUGGUGCUUUGGGUCGGAUCAUGGGUGGCUUCAUCGACCCGACUACAGCAUGGGACGAUAUUGCAUGGAUACGUGAAUGCGCACCGGGAUUGGCAGUGAUCUUGAAAGGAGUUCAGACCGCUUCAGAUGCUGUCAUGGCCAUGCAUGCUGGAGUCGACGGUAUUUUACUCUCAAACCAUGGAGGCAGAAGUCUGGACACGUCGCCUGCAACGAUACUAGUUCUUCUCGAGCUGCAAAAGUGUUGCCCUGAGGUCUUCGACAAGCUAGAAGUCUACGUUGACGGAGGAAUAUCACGGGGAACCGACAUCUUUAAAGCUCUUUGCCUAGGUGCCAAAGCUGUGGGAAUUGGUAGAGGCUUCCUGUAUGCAUUGAACUAUGGCCAGGAAGGUAUCAAACAUUAUAUUAACAUCUUGAAUGAUGAACUUGAGACAACGAUGCGCAUGUGUGGCAUCACCAGCCUGGAUCAAGUGCAUCCUGGGCUUCUUCACACGGGCGCUGUUGACCACUUGAUACCCUCUGGAGAGAGCCACCCAUAUGCUCGCUGGAGCCCAAGAAUGAAGAGCAAACUGUGA
Molecule: messenger RNA, 1497 nt
Organism: Truncatella angustata
Lineage: Eukaryota; Fungi; Ascomycota; Sordariomycetes; Amphisphaeriales; Sporocadaceae
Product: FMN-dependent dehydrogenase-domain-containing protein
Exons: 2
Coding region: 1-1497 (498 amino acids)
Molecular function (GO): oxidoreductase activity
Source: RefSeq, a predicted model, not a curated record